Branchiostoma floridae (Florida lancelet) is the source of this 2152-nucleotide messenger RNA. Its product is annotated as dynein assembly factor 1, axonemal-like. Gene Ontology annotation, molecular function: protein binding. Bases 149 to 2152 code for a protein of 667 amino acids. Lineage: Eukaryota; Metazoa; Chordata; Leptocardii; Amphioxiformes; Branchiostomatidae. The record is from RefSeq and is a predicted model, not a curated record. The transcript is spliced from 11 exons.
UACAAACCACCCCGAGAUUUGACGAGACUUUGCGAGAGUUCGCCGUUGCUAUGAUGUGUUUGUCAAUGUUGCUAGGGCGCCAUCUUUGUUUCGCCGUGGUGGGAAACUGAAACUGCGUCAGGUCCAAUAGGUUGAGACUACAGCAGUCAUGCCAAUCAUAGAAGAGAUCACAGAGGAGGAGGCACAACGCCUUUCCCAGAAUCCUCCACAGGGGUCAGGGGUCACCUCUCACAAGGAGACCACGCCCAAGGAGACUCAGGACGAUGACCUUGACGACCUGAAGAAGGUCACGGCUAAGGAGGAAGAAGAGGGCGUGGUCAUCACCCAGGAAACGAAGAAGAAGAUUGAGCUGCUUAUUGGGGAAAAGACAGAAGGAAGAGAUGAAGAUAAGGAGAAAGAAAAGGAAGAUCAUGAUGAAACCGAGAAAGAGAAAAAGUCAGAAGAAGAAAAGGAAGAAGACAAUAAAGAAGAAAAGAGAGAGUCAGGAGGAGGAGAUGAUGUGCCGGUCCAGUAUUACCUCUCACCUGAGGAGAGGAAGAGGGAAGCUCUGGAGCACUGGCAGAAAGAGGAGCAGGAGAGGAAGAGAAAGGAGCGGGAGGCCAGGAUGCCCAGGAUGACCAAGCAGUCCCUUCGGCAGCUCUGUAAGCAGCACAAGCUGUACCUGACUCCUGCUCUCAACGAUAUCCUCUACCUGCACUUCAAGGGCUACAGUAAGAUUGAGAACCUGGAAGAGUACACGGGUCUGAAGUGCCUGUUUCUGGAGAGUAACGGACUCAGGAGGAUAGAGAACCUGACAGCACAGACCAACCUCAGGUGUCUGUACCUGCAACAGAACCUGCUGACUCAAAUAGAGAACCUGGAGUGCUGCCCUCAGCUGGACUCUCUCAACAUCAGCAACAACAGCAUCAGGAAGAUCGAGAAUCUGGCCUGCCUGCCAGAGUUCACGACCCUGCAGAUGGCACACAACCGCCUUGAGACAGCGGAAGAUCUGGAACACCUGCGGGAGUGCAGGAAGCUGAGCUCUUUGGACCUGUCACACAACAAGAUCAACGACCCCAGGGUCAUCGACAUCCUGGCCGACAUGGAGAGCCUGAGAGUUGUAAACCUGAUGGGGAAUCCUGUCAUCAAGAAGAUCUCAAACUACCGCAAAACUACCAUCGUCAGGCUGAAACACCUACAGUACAUGGAUGACAGACCGGUGUUCCCUAAAGACAGGGCCUGCGCUGAAGCAUGGUCCAGAGGAGGGAGGGAAGCUGAGAAGGCAGAGAGGGAAGUCUGGAUCAACAAGGACAGGAAGAGGAUACAGGACUCGGUAGAUGCACUGUUGAAGAUCCGCAAUAAGGCCGAGGCAGCCCGGAAGAUUCGUGAGGCCAAAGAACGAGAGGAGAGGGGAGAACCUGCUGUACCAUAUGAUGAGGAGGAGACAGGAGUUGCUCCGGAGCAGGGAGAAGUCACUCCGGAGGAGGAAGGAGCUACUCCGGAGCAGGAGAAGGACCAAGAAAGAGUCACUCCGGAGCGUGGGCAAAUGCACAGGCUGGUCAUCGAAGAUGUCCCCACAUUGGAGGAAGCAGAGAGUAGGGAGGAUGGUGAUGCAGAGGAUUUUGACCCGGAGAACAAGAAAAAUCAGGAGAAGAUCACUCUGGAUGACCUGCCUGACCUGGAGGACGUUGACAUCACAGAGGAGGUGGCAACCUUUGAACCUCGACCCCGACCCUCCCCACGACCCUUUAUCGAAGUCCUUGGCUCAAGCGACAGUGCUCCGUCCAAGCCACUUGUCCAAGAACUCAACUUCUCCCCCGCCUCCAGGCCUCGUGUGCAAGAAGUUUCAGGCAAUACCAGUGGAAAGCUUUUUACACCAUCUAAGAGGAGGCCUCUGAUUGAAGAACUUGAUAGCCAAUCAGAUGCCGGGAAACCUCUGAUUGGAGAGAUCAGCAACCAAUCACAGCCAAGAAGGCCUCUGAUUGAAGAACUUGACAGCCAAUCAGAUGUCGGUAAGCCUCUAGUUGAAGAGGUCAGUACUCAGUCAAAAGGAAGGAGAUUUUUGAUUGAGGAGGUAGCCGGCCAAUCAGCAAGCAGCUUAGAAAGCCAGUCAGCUUCAAGAGUUGGACAGGAAAUGAAGCUAGUAUAUUGGGGCUCCACAGUUGGGAGCUGA